Ctenocephalides felis (cat flea) is the source of this 2165-nucleotide messenger RNA. It is a transcript of the gene cdc14, whose product is annotated as dual specificity protein phosphatase CDC14A. Lineage: Eukaryota; Metazoa; Arthropoda; Insecta; Siphonaptera; Pulicidae. Gene Ontology annotation, cellular component: kinociliary basal body; spindle pole; nucleolus. The transcript has 9 exons. Gene Ontology annotation, biological process: regulation of exit from mitosis; microtubule cytoskeleton organization; protein dephosphorylation. Gene Ontology annotation, molecular function: protein tyrosine/serine/threonine phosphatase activity; protein serine/threonine phosphatase activity. The record is from RefSeq and is a predicted model, not a curated record. Bases 80 to 1675 code for a protein of 531 amino acids.
AUGCAUUGUAGCAUGGGGUCUGUAACAUAAAUUAAAAACAAUAUUGUAAUAAUAUUAGUCCAAGUUUUUACUAGUAAAUAUGAGUACCAUGGAGGAGUCAAAUGAAGUAUUGGUUUGUGCUUCGGAGUAUCUAAAAGAUCGUCUCUACUUCGUAACGCUAAGAACCUCUGUGAAACCAAAAUCAACUGUGAAUACACAUUAUUUUUGUAUUGAUGAUGAAUUGGUCUAUGAGAAUUUUUAUGCGGACUUUGGUCCCCUAAACUUAUGUAUGCUGUACCACUACUGCAUGAAACUGAACAAAAAGCUAAGUGCUUUUACAUUAUCGAAAAAAAAGAUAGUACAUUACACAACAGUGGAUCAACAGAAAAGAUUAAAUGCAGCUUAUCUCAUAGCAGCUUAUUCUAUGAUCUACUUAGAUAGAACACCUGAAGAAGCUUAUAGCCCACUCUGUGGUGGUACAAAUCCGCCUCUUAUUUUAUUCCGAGAUGCCUCUUAUGGGGUACCAUUCUAUGAAAUAUCACUGAUAGACUGCUUGUAUGCUCUACAUAAGGCCUUGCAACAUGGCUUCUUUGAUUUCAAUGAUUUUGAUUCAGCAGAAUAUGAAUAUUAUGAGCGUGUGGAGAAUGGUGAUUUGAACUGGAUACUACCAAGAAAAUUCAUUGCUUUCUGUGGUCCACACGCCAAAAGUAAAGUUGAGCAUGGAUAUCCUUUACACGCACCUGAAUCUUAUUUCCCUUAUUUUCGGAGACAUAAUGUUACAACCGUGAUAAGGUUGAACAAGAAAAUUUAUGAUGCCAGCCGAUUUUCUAAUGCUGGAUUUGAUCACAGAGACCUAUUUUUCAUUGAUGGAAGUACUCCUAAUGAUACCAUACUAAAACAGUUUAUUCAAAUAUGUGAGAAUACUUCAGGAGCAGUAGCAGUUCAUUGUAAAGCUGGUUUGGGACGAACAGGAUCUUUAAUAGCUUGUUACAUUAUGAAGCACUAUGGAUUUACAGCCCACGAAACAAUAGCAUGGCUAAGAAUAUGUCGGCCAGGCUGUAUAAUUGGACGUCAACAACCUUGGCUUGAAGAGAAACAACCACAAAUGUGGGCUGAGGGAGAGCUCUAUAGGAAGAAGCACGCCAUAACAGAGUAUCCCAAGCAUGAGUAUGGUAUUUAUAGUCAUGCGAACCAAAACACUCGGGAAAUGGCUAAUACUGAUGAUAAUAUAAAUUCCAAAGUUCGGCCAGAUAAUGUGUCACGAAUCCUACAAAAGGUUGAUACAAUGAAACUGAAUGAUCAAGAAGAUGACAACCGGAAUGUAGAAAGAUCAUUGUUAGCUAAUCAGUUAAUAGAAGAUGCUGCAAACUUAAACAGUAUAACACCAGCUUUAACACAGGGAGAUAAACUAAAUCAAAUAAAGGCCAUGCGCAGACAUUCAAGAUCCGUUAUUAUGACAGCUAUUCAGAAUGAUGAUGGUAGAAUGCACAUGAGAGCCAAAUCUCAACCUUUCCGAAGUGGAAAUUCAGCACUAUCACCCCUAAAAUCAGCCCGCGGUACUUGUACAACAUCUGCAUCAAGAUCAGAUAAUCGAACAGACAACCAAAGCACAGGGGCAGCUGUGAAAAGAUCUUCACGAUCGUCUACAGUGUUGGCCAAAAGUGCCAGGACGUCGAAUCGCGCGCACAUCAGAUGACUAUUAAACACCCCGGUCCCGUCCAACGGCCAAUGCCGGUCAAUGCCAACCGCGGCUUAUAAGAUGAUGCGAGAUAAUUUGGAUUACAGAGUUGAUCAGGAGGGCGGCAGCGGCGAAGCGGGCACCUGUCACGAGGAGCCGAUCAGCUUUGAGGACUACAAAAAUCUACGCAGUUACGUGUUCGACGAGUCCAUAAGGACGCGCGGCCGCGUUUUGGCUCAGAACGCGGCCGACUCGCGGAGGGUCAAGAAAACCGGCGCGUCGACACGGAAAUCGUCCACGAGUCCCGCCCGGGGUCAAAGGAAAACGAGCGUUGCUGCCACCGCUUCAGUGUCCCCGACGCCUGCCAAAAACAAGUUCAAGCGAGCCCUGAGCAGUUCGCCGCUCGAGAAAGACUGCGUCAAAAUUUCGAGACGCGCUGCUGCCGACAAAACGGCGAGAAGGUAGGCUUAUUUGUUAUCUAUCAAAUUUUACGUUCCGUUUCUAUUUC